Molecule: messenger RNA, 228 nt
Organism: Micromonas commoda
Lineage: Eukaryota; Viridiplantae; Chlorophyta; Mamiellophyceae; Mamiellales; Mamiellaceae
Exons: 2
Coding region: 1-228 (75 amino acids)
Biological process (GO): cellular heat acclimation
Cellular component (GO): nucleus; cytosol
Molecular function (GO): transcription corepressor activity
Source: RefSeq, a predicted model, not a curated record
AUGAGCAACCAGGGAGAGGGACCCCAGUCCACCGCGGAUCUUACCGCCUUUGUCCAGAACCUGCUGACGCAGAUGCAGUCGCGUUUCCAGCAGAUGAGCGACAGCAUCAUCAACCGCAUCGACGAGAUGGGCGAGCGGAUAGACGACCUGGAGAGGUCCGUCCAGGAUCUGGUGUCACAGGCGGAGGAGGGCGACGGCGAGAACAAAGGCGCAGUCUCCAAGCAAUGA